UUCAGUGUUUACGUCAAAAUUGUUGUCAAAAGUGACAGGAACAUUGCCUGUAAUUGUAUUAUCCGGUAUCACUAUUUCGUGUGAACUAUUCUGUUAAAUUUCUGGGUUCAACUAUAUCAAACCUUCAAUCAACAUGUUUAAGAAGUUCGACGAGAAGGAGAGCAUAAGCGGCACGCAGCAGCUCAAGUCUUCGGUGCAGAAGGGUAUCAGGGCUCGCCUGCUGGAGCUGUACCCACACCUUGAGCAGUACAUCGAUCAGGUGCUGCCCAAGAAGGACACCUUCAGGAUUGUCAAAUGCCACGAUCACAUCGAGAUAAUGGUUAACAGCGCGGGAGAGCUGCUUUUCUUCAGACACCGCGAAGGAUCCUGGAUGCCGACAUUAAGACUGCUACAUAAAUACCCAUUCUUCCUACCAAUGCAGCAAGUCGACAAAGGCGCCAUCCGUUUCGUCCUCAGCGGCGCGAACAUCAUGUGCCCCGGCCUUACUUCGCCCGGCGCGCGAAUGUCGCCCGUCGACAAAGGACAAGUUGUCGCCGUGAUGGCUGAGGGGAAGCAGCACGCGUUGGCUAUCGGGAUGACCUCUCUCUCUACUGAUGACAUAGCUAAAGUGAACAAGGGAGUGGGCAUAGAGAACUGCCACUAUCUCAACGACGGCCUCUGGCAAAUGAAACCUGUGAAGUAAAUCAUCGCACAAAAUCAUCUUGUACUAAUAUCUAUGUUUUAAGUUUUUUAAUAAAUACUUCUUAGCUUACA
Messenger RNA from Cydia strobilella, 753 nucleotides. RefSeq names its product malignant T-cell-amplified sequence 1 homolog (gene MCTS1). The transcript has 5 exons. Gene Ontology annotation, molecular function: RNA binding. The coding region runs from base 134 to 682 and encodes 182 amino acids. Gene Ontology annotation, biological process: formation of translation preinitiation complex. Lineage: Eukaryota; Metazoa; Arthropoda; Insecta; Lepidoptera; Tortricidae. The record is from RefSeq and is a predicted model, not a curated record.